Molecule: messenger RNA, 1483 nt
Organism: Entelurus aequoreus (snake pipefish)
Lineage: Eukaryota; Metazoa; Chordata; Actinopteri; Syngnathiformes; Syngnathidae
Product: CCHC-type zinc finger nucleic acid binding protein-like
Exons: 5
Coding region: 141-647 (168 amino acids)
Biological process (GO): positive regulation of cytoplasmic translation
Cellular component (GO): cytoplasm
Molecular function (GO): single-stranded RNA binding; zinc ion binding; translation regulator activity
Source: RefSeq, a predicted model, not a curated record
GGCUAGUAGCAGAGCUGUCAGCCAAUCAGCGCGCGGGUUUGGCUGGUUACCGUGAAUGACAAUUCAGGAACUCUUGGUCGCACCGCAUGUAGCGCAAAGAAGGAGGCGUAAACACUGACGGUGCUUCACAGCUAGAGGUAAUGGAGAUGAGCAGCAGCAGCAACGAGUGCUUUGGAUGUGGCCGCUCUGGGCACUGGAUUAAAGAUUGCCCCAGUGCUAACAGCUCACGGGGGGGACGUGGCCGAGGCAGGGGACGAGGCAAGGAGAUGUUCUGCUAUCGGUGCGGAGACCCAGGCCACAUGGCGAGGGAUUGUGACCAAACUGAGGAUGCGUGCUACAACUGCCACAGGAGCGGUCACAUUUCCCGCGACUGCAAGGAGCCCAAGCGGGAGCGGGAGCAGCUGUGCUACAACUGCGGCAAGGCCGGUCACAUGGCCCGCGAGUGCGAGCACGCCAACGAGCAGAAAUGCUACUCCUGUGGCGGCUUUGGCCACAUCCAGAAGCUUUGUGACAAGGUGAAAUGUUACAGGUGUGGCGAGAUCGGUCACGUCGCCGUGCAUUGCACCAAAACCAGCGAGACCAACUGCUACAACUGUGGAAAGGCGGGCCACCUGGCGAAAGAGUGCACCAUCGAAGCCACCGCAUAAUCAGUGCCCUCUGUUGCCCCUCCUUUUUUCAGAUUGAUGGUUGGUUGUAUUAUUUUCUCUGAAUCCUCUUCACUGGCCAACUGUUGGCUAACGGAGGCUAGUCCCAGGCCAGUGAGCCUUUCGACAUGUAAUACAAUGAAAGGGGUGAAAAAAAUCUUUCUGCAUUCAAUACAAAAAUGUUUUAGUUUGGUAGCGGUGUUAUGUAUAAUGCUUUGUUAAAGAACCCCCCUUUCCAAGCCACUGGCGAUCAGAGAUGAAUAAAUGGGACUAAAUGUGUGGGGAUCUAUAGGACCUCUGACCUUGUGGAAGUGAGUCGGAACGAAGGGAGGAAAGGAAACCGAACUUGGGUAUUUUGGUUUUAGUGGGAUGAGUUGGCCAAGGGAGAAUGGCAUGAAAACAUUUCUUAUCAUAAUGCAUUUCAGUCCUACAUGCACACAAAGCGGGCACCAACAAACGACAGUUUCCAGUUAGGAUAAAUUUCUUUGAGGAAUUGAAGAAAAUUGUUUUAUAGAAAUUUGUUUACAAUUUCAAAGUCACUUGGGUUGUCCAAGGUACGUUUUCCUUUAAAAAAAAAAAAAGGCAUAGGAUUUGUUUUACUUUGGCAAAAUAAAAAACGCCGUGACUACUUGUAAGAAACGCAGAAUUUGGAGUUAUUUGGGAGUGAGAUGUUUUCACAGAAAUCAAAAUGUUAUUUUUGUACAAUAUCACUUAGACUACUGUAUAAAUACCAUUUGCUUGUACUCAGUUUUUAAGUCGGAAGGAAAGUGCAACUGAAGUCCUAGGAAAUAGAAAUGUAAUUUUAAACUAUCAAUAAAGCUGGAGGAGCACGGGGAGAA